UCGCCUUUUCCCUCUGCCACUCAGAUUCAUCAACUCCCUAUGAAAAGCCCAUCUCACACUCUUCCUCCUCCCCCCUUCUCAAUUGCUCAACCCAAACCCAAACCCAACCCUUGCAUCUACAAAACAAACAAACUCUUCCCCCUCCCACUUCACUCUUUCUUAAACCGACAUCAAUAUUCCUCAACAGCCACUCUCUUUAACAGUUGGACCUGAAAUUCUCUUCUGGGUUUUCUCUAGAACAGUUCUUUGGUCUUUCUUCUUUCACUUCAAGCUAGCUUCUUGCUUGUUUUGUUUCCAUGGACAUCAUGAGCUUCAAUGGUCAUUUUGAUCACGGCAGUGACACCCAUUUGCCACCAGGAUUUCGCUUCCACCCAACUGAUGAGGAACUCAUCACCUACUAUCUCCUCAAGAAGGUCCUUGACAGCAGCUUCACUGGCCGAGCCAUUGCUGAAGUCGACCUCAACAAGUGUGAGCCAUGGGAGCUCCCAGAUAAGGCAAAGAUGGGGGAGAAAGAGUGGUACUUUUUCAGCCUCCGCGACCGGAAAUACCCAACUGGGCUCAGAACCAACAGAGCUACCGAAGCUGGGUACUGGAAAGCUACUGGGAAAGACAGAGAGAUUUACAGCUCUAAGACUUGUGCUCUUGUUGGGAUGAAGAAGACCCUGGUUUUCUACCGUGGCAGAGCUCCAAAGGGUGAGAAAAGCAACUGGGUCAUGCAUGAGUACCGCCUUGAAGGCAAAUUCGCCUACCACUAUCUCUCCAGGAGCUCCAAGGACGAGUGGGUCAUUUCCCGGGUUUUUCAGAAGAGCAGCGGGUCGACGACAAACGGACCCGGCUCCAAGAAGACCCGAAUGAGCAACGGCUCCACCAGCAGUAUCAGUCUCUAUCCAGAACCCAGCUCGCCCUCCUCCGUCUCCCUCCCGCCGCUCCUCGACUCUUCCCCAUAUCAAAAUAUGAACACCGCCGGCCUAACCGACCGUGACAGCUGCUCUUACGACAGUCCAAUCCCGAAGGAGCACGUGUCCUGUUUCUCCACCAACCCCAACAGUGGCUUCAACCUCUCCUCCUCGUGCUACGACUUGGCUCACGCCCAGCCUCCGCCGCCGCCAAGCUUCGGCGGCGUCUCGGCUUUCCCGAGCCUCAGGUCUCUGCAGGAGAAUCUCCAGCUGCCCUUUUUCUUCUCCCCAAUGUCGGGUCAUCAGCCUGUCCACGUCGGCAGUUCCGGCGGUGGCGGCGGCUCCACGAUCGACUUGGGUGGCUUAAGCUCCGCCGGCAACUGGCCGCCUCCACCUCCUCACCAGGAGGAGCCCAGGACCGUGGGCCCCACGGAGCUGGAUUGCAUGUGGACGUACUACAAGACUGAAUGCCUUUGAAUUUGAGGGUCGUUUAGACUUCGUGGAAAAUGACCGGUGAAAGCAAUCAGUAAUAGGGGGCAGUUUGGGUAUUUCAGUGCACGUUUUCAAGUAGUUUCUAUUUGUUUUAUUUACUGUGUAUGAUUAUGCUGACGACUCUAUGACUCUGUGGUGUACCGUGAUGAUGUUUUUUUAACUUAAUUGGAAGGUAAAAUUAGUAAGUUGCUUAUUUA
Messenger RNA from Prunus avium (sweet cherry), 1585 nucleotides. RefSeq names its product protein CUP-SHAPED COTYLEDON 2-like. The record is from RefSeq and is a predicted model, not a curated record. Lineage: Eukaryota; Viridiplantae; Streptophyta; Magnoliopsida; Rosales; Rosaceae. Gene Ontology annotation, biological process: regulation of DNA-templated transcription. Gene Ontology annotation, molecular function: DNA binding.